This is a messenger RNA of Chroicocephalus ridibundus (black-headed gull), 2298 nucleotides long. It is a transcript of the gene CERS2, whose product is annotated as ceramide synthase 2. Gene Ontology annotation, biological process: ceramide biosynthetic process. Gene Ontology annotation, cellular component: membrane. Lineage: Eukaryota; Metazoa; Chordata; Aves; Charadriiformes; Laridae. The record is from RefSeq and is a predicted model, not a curated record. Gene Ontology annotation, molecular function: DNA binding; sphingosine N-acyltransferase activity. The transcript has 11 exons. The coding region runs from base 287 to 1423 and encodes 378 amino acids.
GGGGGGGGGGGGGGGGUGUCCCCGUGCGGUGCCGUGGGGGAAGUCCCGGAGGCCAGGACGGUGCCGGGGCUCGAUCCCGGUUAAUCAUCACCCGCUGACCUCUCGCCCCGGGGAACAAAGUCCCUCCGUGCCGCAGCCCGGCACCGGGCGGCACCGGGGGCGUUUCAGCAGCCCGCAGACCCCCCGCUCCCCACCCCCCAUCCCGGCACGGGGGGCAUUUCACCGGCCCCCCACCCCCCCCCGACCCCGGCGUGGGGCUGGGCCGGGGGCUCGCGGGGAGCCCAGCAUGUUCCAGACCCUGUACAGCUAUUUUUGGUGGGAACGGCUCUGGCUGCCGGUGAACCUCACCUGGGCCGACCUGGAGGACCGGGAUGGGCGAGUCUACGCCAAAGCCGCCGACCUCUACAUCACCCUGCCCUUGGCCUUCCUCUUCCUCGUCGUCCGGCACCUCUUUGAGACGUACGUGGCCACCCCACUGGCCGGGCUACUGAACGUCAAGGAGAAGAUCAGGUUAAAAGCCACCCCCAACGCCGUGCUGGAGAAGUUUUAUGCCGCCACCACCAAACACCCCAAGCAGGCCGACGUGGAGAUGCUCUCCAAGAAGAGCGGCUGCACGGUGCGGCAGGUGGAGCGCUGGUUUCGCCGCCGCCGCAACCAGGACCGGCCCAGCCUGCUCAAGAAGUUCCGGGAGGCCAGUUGGCGAUUCACGUUUUACCUUAUUGCUUUCAUUGCUGGCAUGGCUGUCAUAGUGGAUAAACCCUGGUUCUACGACCUCCGGGAGGUGUGGAACGGGUACCCCAUCCAGAGCAUGCUGCCCUCCCAGUACUGGUACUACAUGAUCGAACUCUCCUUCUACUGGUCCCUGCUCUUCAGCAUCGCCUCCGACGUCAAGCGCAAGGACUUCAAAGAGCAAAUCAUCCACCACGUCGCCACCAUCAUCCUCAUCAGCUUCUCCUGGUUCGCCAACUACGUCCGCGUGGGGACGCUCAUCAUGGCCCUGCACGACUCCUCGGACUAUCUGCUGGAGUCUGCCAAGAUGUUCAACUACGCCGGCUGGAGAAACACCUGCAAUAACAUCUUCAUCGUCUUCGCCGCCGUCUUCAUCGUCACCCGCCUGGUCAUCCUGCCUUUCUGGAUCAUGCACUGCACGGUGGUUUAUCCGCUGGAGCUCUACCCUGCCUUCUUCGGCUACUACUUCUUCAACUUCAUGAUGGCGGUGCUGCAGUCGCUGCACAUCUUCUGGGCCUACCUCAUCAUCCGCAUGGCCCAGAAGUUCAUAACUGGAAAGGUGGUGGAGGACGAGAGGAGCGACCGCGAAGAGACGGACAACUCGGAGGAGGAGGAGGAGGCGGCGGCGGCGAAGAACGGGCCCCUCUCCAACGGCCACCCCGUCCUCAACAACAACCACCGCAAAACCGACUGAGCGCCCUCGCCCCGUCUCUGCGCCCGCGGGGGCGGCCGGGGGCCCCGCCGGAGGCCAAAAACCCGUGAGAUGUCAAAUCCCACCGAUGCCACCCUCGCCAAGGUCCCCGUGUCCCCCCUCCAUCUUCUCCCCUCCCUGCUCCGACGGAGCAAACCGGGACUCCCCGGAGAGCCCCUCUCGGCCCCCAGCCCCCUCCGGAGUGGGGCCGCGGCUCCGGGGGUGGCAGCGGUCGCUGCUUCUCCACCUCACGCUCACCGUUGGUGCCCUUUUUCUGCCUUUCACCUGCUGCCUUAAUCCACUGCCGUGCCCCGGGACGGGCAGAGCGAGGAGGGCUCCCGCCGGCGUCCCCCCCGAACCCCCCGGCCCCUCGCCGGGCUCCAGCCCCACCGUUACUCCCCCCGUUUCCCGGGGCGGGGAGCGCGUCCUCAGCAGCUGCCUCUUCAAAUCCUGGGAAAAAGCCCCUUUCCCGGCCCGAGCCCUGCUCCGGCUCCGCCGCUCUGGGAGGGAUGGGGAGGGGGGAACGGGUCGUGUUCCGGGGGUUUCGGUGACGGCGUGACACUAUGGAAGUUCUUGGUGGGGGGGCGGGAGAAGGAAACCGCGGGGUUUAGUCACUACGAGCGUCUCACGGAGGAAUUUAAUCCCCUCGUUUUUCUUCUGUAAAUGGGUUUUGAGUCUUUCCCUCUCCGAGGCCUUUCCCGGUCCCUUCCCCCGGCUGUAACAGGACAAAUUUGCAACUGAUUUUUUUUUUUCUUUUUUUUUUUUUUCUCCUCUUUCUAUUUAUUUGGAAGACGGAAGGAGCCGGGCUUUGGCUCUGCCUCCCGCAUCCACCCGGGAUGCUGCGAGACCUCCCAGCGCGGAGGGGUUGGGGGGGCAGG